AUGUUGAAAUCAUUCAUACUUACCGCCAUAAUCUAUUUUUAUUCUAGACCAUUCACUACUGGUAAUUUAAAAGAAAUACCCAAAGAAUUUACAAGUCAUAAAUUGACCAAUUUAAUCGAUAGUCUACGCAGUCAGCUGUCAAUCAUGACUGAUGAAAAGAGUAUUGAGUUGGAAGAUCGUUUAGAAUUUAUGAAAAGAAUACGACCAGAAAUAUGUUUAACAAAAUAUCAGAAUAUCCCAAUUAAAGGUCAUACACACAUUGCUAUGAAACGUAUGCAUCAACUGGCACGUUAUGAUAAAGCAGCUAGUGAAUUGGCUCGUAAAACUGCUGAGAAGAAAGAAUUAGCACCUUGGUAUGUGGAUUUGUUAAUCGAUUUGGCAGAAUUAUUAAAUGAACACAAAAUUAAGUAUGUUCUGUCAAAACUUAAAAUUUAUGCUCAGUUAUCACCGAGUCAAUUCACUGUGUUAUCAUUCACACGUGUUCUUCAGUCUCUCACCCUAUGGGAAAUUCUCCUGCCAGCUACUACUGUAGCUAUUGAUUUUAUACGAAUGCGUGUUUUAGAUAUGUCCAUUGAAGAAUAUUUGGACUGGUUAUGUGAAUUAUCACCGAGUCAAUUCACUGUGUUAUCGUUCACACGUGUUCUUCAGUCUCUCACUCUAUGGGAAAUUCUGCUGCCAGCUACUACUGUAGCUAUUGAUUUUAUACGAAUGCGUGUUUUAGAUAUGUCCAUUGAAGAAUACUUGGACUGGUUAUGUGAAGCACAUCCAAAAGUCAAAAGUUACAUCCUUCAUGAAAAUGAAAGUGAAUCUUGA
Trichobilharzia szidati is the source of this 813-nucleotide messenger RNA. NCBI's taxonomy places the organism in Eukaryota, Metazoa, Platyhelminthes, Trematoda, Strigeidida, Schistosomatidae. The record is from the annotation of a GenBank genome assembly.